AUGGCCAGUCCCAGAUGUGGAGGCUCUACUGGAGGUCUGCAUCCUGGGUACUCGGGGAACGAGACUGGAGGUUUGCGUCCUGGCCAUCCUGGGGACGAGACAGAAGGAGAAAAGCCCUACAAGUGUGACCAGUGUGACUAUGCGACAGCACGGAAAUCCCAUUUGGACAAGCAUCUGACAAAACACACCGGUGAGAAACCCUACAUGGCUGGGAAGUGUGACUAUUCUGCAGCACUGAAAUCUACUCUGGACAAGCAUCUAGCAAAACACGCUGGACGUAAGUUCAGUUUGGAGAUUCAUCUGGCAAAACAUACUGGAGAAAAACCCUACAAUUUCAACAUUCAUCUGGCAAGACACACUGGAAACAAACCCUACAAGUGUGACCAGUGUGACUAUUCUGCUGCACGGAAGUCCCAUUUGGACCUACAUCUAGCCAGACACACAGCACGGAAAUCCUAUUUGGAUGACCACUUGAGAGAACAUACCCUAGAGAAACCCUACAUGUGUGACCAGUCACAGGGCAGCCACAAAGAAUUAAUUGUCUGA
Branchiostoma floridae (Florida lancelet) is the source of this 546-nucleotide messenger RNA. RefSeq names its product zinc finger protein 468-like. Bases 1 to 546 code for a protein of 181 amino acids. Gene Ontology annotation, biological process: regulation of transcription by RNA polymerase II. The transcript is spliced from 4 exons. Gene Ontology annotation, molecular function: DNA-binding transcription factor activity, RNA polymerase II-specific; RNA polymerase II transcription regulatory region sequence-specific DNA binding. Gene Ontology annotation, cellular component: nucleus. NCBI's taxonomy places the organism in Eukaryota, Metazoa, Chordata, Leptocardii, Amphioxiformes, Branchiostomatidae. The record is from RefSeq and is a predicted model, not a curated record.